AUGGAUAUAGCACCUGAUUUAAGUCAUUUAACCGAUGAUGAAAAAAAAAUAAUCGAAGCUGUUAUUAAUCGUCAAAAAGCUGAAGAAAAACUUGAUACAUUUAAAAUUAAAUCUCAUGAUAACGAUUAUUCCUCUCCACCAAUAGCUAUAUCUUCUCGUCAUUAUUCCCAAUCAAAUGAAUCAGGUGUAUUUUGUCAAGUUUGUCAAAAAACAAAAUUUGUUAAUGAGCACUCAUCUCGUCAAUGUUCAAUAUGUCAAAAACGUUUUUGUGUACGUUGUGGUUUUCGUUUAAAAUCUCAAUAUUAUGUUUGUAAUCAAUGUCGACAAAAGCAAGAACAUUAUUUUUCAUUAACAAAUAAUAUUUGUAAACAAUAUUUAUCAGAUUAUAUUUUAUCUAAAACACUUGAUGAAGAUCAAAUGAAUAAAUAUGGUGCUAAUCAAAAACGUAUUUUACCAAAAUUAAUAAUGCCUAAUGAUGAUGAUAUUUCAUCACCUGAAUCAAUGUCUACAUGUGAUAAUAAAAAUCGAUUAUUACCAACAGUAAAACAAGAUAAACGUUCAAUGAAUAUUUUACGAGAUUUUCAAUAUCAUUCACUUGAAGAAAGAGAAUCUGGUCAAGAAUCAACAUUAAAAGAUUCAGGAAUUGAUACAGCUAGUUCAAGUACAAUACUCAAUGUUAUAUCAUCUGAUCAAUUUAAAAAGCCAAUAACAUAUUGGUGUUCUAAUGAAACUCGAACUGAACAAAUUGGUAAUAUUUAUUUAAAAAAUAAUCUUUCAACCUGUGAACAUGAACAAAAACAAAUAAAUAGAGAAGAUAUUUUAAAUGCACUAGGCUUUAAAAUACAAUCUAGUAGUCAAUUUGAGAAUAAAUCUAUUACUGAAAUUAUAAAAGUAAUACGAGGAAGUAUAGCUGAUACUUAUGGACAAUUACAAAUUGGUGAUCAAAUACUUGAAUGGAAUGGAGAAAAAUUAACAAAUCUUAAUUCAAAUGAUGUUAAUAGAAUAAUUACACAAAAUUCAAUUCAAUCUCCACAAAUUCAUAUGAUUGUUAAAAGAUUAAUUAGACAACCAAUAUCGUCAAAUAAUGAGCAAAUUUCUCAAGAAGAUAAAACAAUAUCAUCAACAAUAGAGAAUAACGGUAUUCAAUUACAACUUUCAUUUCAAUAUGAUAAAAAAUAUUUGCAUAUUAUGAUAUAUGGUGCUAAGAAUAUUCCGAUUCAACAAGGUUUAUUUGCUUGUCAAUUAUCAUUGCAAUAUGGAAGUGAUACAUUAUCAAAAGAAGAAAAAUGUACAAAAGCUCAACCAUGUUCAUCUGGUAUAUGUGUAUGGAAUCAACAUAUAAUAUUUUUUGAUAUUGAGACUAUUGAUAAUAUUUUAUUGUGGAUUAAAUUAAUUAAUCUUGAACAUAAUCAAGAUAUUUUAGGAGAAAUAAAAUUUAAUAAAUUAAAUUUAAGUAAUAAACCUGAAUGGUUUUGUUUAAAUGAUACAUUAAACGGAUCAUUAUUCAAUCGUACCGUUCCGCCAGCGACAACCAUUCCAUCAACUGCUAACAAUCGUAAAAGACAAUUACCAGAUAUUCCAACUGUAAAAUUACAUGGACAUGAAGAAAAAGUUUCACAAGAAUUAUUUCAAAAAGCUAUGCAAAUAAAAUUACAACUUCAUACGCAAUCAAGAAAUGAUAAAUCUGUAAUAAAACAACGUAGUUUUGAUCAUACAGAUACUAUAGAAAGACAAAUGUGUGAUGGUCGUACAUCAAGAAUAGAUUGUAAUACAAGAAAAUCCAUGAACAAUCUAUUAUCAUCAUCAAAAGCUUCUUUAACAAUAAAUUCAAAAGAUAAACCAUUACGUAUACCAAUAAUAAGAGAUAAAAGUGUCCCAAGUUCAACAUUAUCAAGACGAACAACAAUAGUUGAACAAGAUGAAAUAAAUAUUGAAAAAACAAAAUUAAAACCAUAUGAAGAUAAAUAUCGAAGAACUAUUACAAAACGACAUUCUAUGGAAACACCCAGUGAUGAUGUUGAUUCCGAUGGAUCUGAAUUAUCAUCAGUUUCAAAAAUUAGCUCAACUAGUAUGAUAUCAACACAAUCAGAACGACCUCGAACUACACGAAAACAUAGUGUACAUACACGUAUACAGGAUCAUUUUCGUCAUGAUGAUGUAGUUAAAUUAAAUGAAGAAGAACUUCGACAAAUGGCUAUGCGUACAUAUGAUACAUUAACAAAUUCGAAUAUUGAUGAUCAAACAAAAGUCAAUGAAAUAAAUAAAAAACCAAUUUCAAAUGAGAAAACAGUUAAAUUUAAUCAACCUAAUGAUGGUAGUGUAUCAGAUUCAAUUUUAAGUUCACAAACAGAUUCAAAUAAAAAACGACGACCAUCAAUGUCAUCAAAAGCUUUUGUUAUACUUGGAUUAUCAAAAAAAGCAAAUAGUUCAUCCAAUAUUGGUUGUAAAAGAUAUGGUUUUCAAAGAAGUGAAGAAAUUGGUGUACAACCUCAUUUACGUAAUCGAGCAUUACAACGACAAAUAAGUAAAGAAAAAGAAACACCAAGUAGUGCUCCACCAACAGAUUCAUCUCGAUCACCAUUUAAUGGAGCUCUUCAACGUGAUCAAUAUUAUUCAAUGCCUCAUAAUAUUGAAUUAUGGUCUGGUGCACUUAAAUUACCACAUGAACAUCAAUUUAGUGAAUUUAUUGAAGGUUUAGGAACAGGACAAUUAGUUGGACGACAAGUUUUAGCUUCCCCAUGUCAUGGUGAAAUUCAAAUAGGUCUUCGUGAUCAUCAAGGUUUACUUGAAAUUGAAAUAGUACGAGCAAGAAAUCUACCUCAAAAAGUCAUCUAUAAAACACCUCCAGCGCCCUAUGUUAAAGUAUAUUUACUUGAUGGAAAAACAUGUAUUGAAAAACAACGUACUCGAACAACACGUCGUACACUUGAUCCACUUAUACAACAAACACUUAUUUUUAAAGAAAAUUUUCGAGACAAAGUUUUACAAAUUAGUGUUUGGGGUGAUUAUAGUAAAUUAGAUCGAAAAGUAUUUAUGGGUGUAUGUCAAUUAGGUUUAAAAGAAAUUAAUUUAAAUUCAUCUCAACAAAUUCUUAGUUGGUAUAAAUUAUUUUCAGCUAAUUCUUUAAUGAAUAGUUAUAUGAUUGUACAACAAUCAUCAAAAAGAAAAAAUUCAUUAGCAUAA
Rotaria sp. Silwood2 is the source of this 3183-nucleotide messenger RNA. Lineage: Eukaryota; Metazoa; Rotifera; Eurotatoria; Philodinida; Philodinidae. The record is from the annotation of a GenBank genome assembly.